This is a messenger RNA of Amoebophrya sp. A25, 2351 nucleotides long. NCBI's taxonomy places the organism in Eukaryota, Dinophyceae, Syndiniales, Amoebophryaceae. The record is from the annotation of a GenBank genome assembly.
CCACGUUGUGACGCUGGUGGUCGCCGCACUACUGUUGCGCAGUACUUUUUACAUUGUGGUGGACUUGUUUCUCGAUUUUGAGUACUCGGAUAAGAUUUUAGCGGAUAAAUUCGAUGGCAGCUGGUUACCACAGGAAGUUAAGGCCACCGCUUAUAAAACAUCUCCUCAAUUAUAUUUAUCUAUCAUGUUGUUUGAUCCUUGCUUGGAUCUUCUUUUUUUUCAAGUACUAGAAAAAGAAGCUGCCUCCAAGGAUACGACUUUGAAGGAAGAUGCGAGCGAAGUAGCUCUAAAGCAGAGAGCAUGAAAGCGCACAUCAUGGACGUGCGCUCGACGCGCGAUUACGACUGCCCACGGGAACAUUUACAAGGCCUUUUGCACUUACCCCCAGACGAACUGGAAAUAGAAGAUGUUUUGCUGUAUCGCCAAAGGGAUCGCACCACCAAUUUUCAAGUUGCUCCCAGAAGAGGAGGGCGUGGCAGUGCUGGUCGUGGUGGCAUUGGUGGUGGUGGUGGGGACACAUCCAAUAACGGCACAGCUGGGGACAACUCGUCCACUGCCGGAGCGAGGGCAGCUGACUCCUCGGCAGCAACUUCAUCCUCCUCGUAUAUUUGGCGUAGAGGCGACGCUGUUUCCGCUUUUCGAGGAAGCCUAAUCAUGCAGAAAGAAUGGAGGGACUCGCAAAUGUCCGUUGUAACAGGAGAAGUAGAAGAUGUUCUUGAGGGCGGAGAGCUUCUCGAACUACAAUUAAGGACUCAACACAACUUACCAACUUAAUACACUUAGUCCAUCUUUUACCCCAUCUUCUGUAAGCUGUUUUCAAGUAGAAAAAUAGGAACGGAUAUAUUGAGGGAAAAGAUGGACAUGAGGGAAAGAGAAACGGACAUUCUACUUGGAGUGCGCUCUAAUUCAACACUCGGGAUCGGGUCGCGGCGGACUACAGGGGCGACGUAGGUCUGCGGUACAUCAAGACGACGAUCACGAUGCCCAGGAUGUACUUGGUGAAGAUCCUCCUGCUCUAGGCGCAGGUGGGAGCUCCUCUUUACUAGGUGUAAUUCAUGAACGAUCAGGCGAGGAAGAAUCUGGGUCGUUUCCACAGCAGCACCAAGCUUCUUUUAGUCUGAAUCCUGUCGUGAAUGCAGCUUACCACAACGCGAAUGCAGACUUAUCAUCUGGUGGGGGAGAACAACAACAAGCUGGUACAUUAUACGAGGACGAGGACUCAAACUCGUCGACGAGAAGCGGCCGGACGAGGCAUCUUCCACGACCACAAGCAAGGGGCCCCUUGGCUCUUACAGCCAUGCUAACUCGUCCUCGUGCGCCAGUGCACGAGUUAAGACGGCAAUGUAGCAAUCGAAGCGGUGGAAGCGACAAUCAAACGUCAUUUUUUGGCAGUGAAAUGUUAGGGCAGAUGGAUGAUGAGAAUGCUGGAUCAACAAGAUCAGGAAAUCGUGGUAGAAACGUCGCAGGGGCUACUUCAUCUUCAACAUCUAUUUCUGCAGGAGCUCGCCGUGGUGGAGGUGGGAGAGAUCCUCGUAGUAAUCAUAUCAAUAGGGACUCUGUCAGAGAGGAUUACGCAGACCACCAUGUUGACGAUCAUGACCAAGAAGAUGUUGAUGACGGUGAUAGCACGACUACGAGUCCAACUGGAGGUUCGCAGGCAAGAAGAAGUUCGGUACGACGACGUCUGCUGCUUGCACUAUCUCCUGAUGGUGCGUCACAAGAUACGAAUAGCGGUCCAUUGGCUUCCUUUGGCAGUGCCGGUACAAGAACACUCGGACCCGCAGACCGACAGGCACUGCACAGGAAUUGCCCCUGGCUGGAUCCGCAAUUGCUUAGAGCGAUGACCGAUCAAACGCAACAAAGUGUUGAAUUUCAACAAAUGCUAAGUGGGUGAAGGAGGAUCAAAAAAGGAAGAGAAAGAGAGAUGAAAUCUCUUCCAACAACAGGGACCUCUUGCCAGGCACAUCAAUCAAUCAAUCAAUCAAUCAAUCAAUCAAUCAAUCAAUCAUGUGUCCUGCUUUAAUAUUCAUUGUUCUUGGCACUUGUGCUUGUCUCAUGCAAAAAAAGCACAGAGCAACACAUCGCAAGUAAUACAGAGCUAGUGCCAUGCUUCACGUUCAGAGCAGCCCGUACUAGUGAAUCUUGAAUGUUGUAGUUAGAGCUCCUACAAGAACAUUCUUUCCCUCUCGUAAUUUUCCAGAAAUGACCUAAAAACACCUCCUCGAAAUCAACAUAAGGAUGACACUCAUCCUUAUGUCAGUCAUUUUCCUAACCCUCAAACUCAAUCUACCCUUUCCUUACAUUACAGACCUGUAGACGACGCCCAUCAGGGGAUACAGGACCACUAGCGG